Hippocampus comes (tiger tail seahorse) is the source of this 2354-nucleotide messenger RNA. It is a transcript of the gene cdc42ep1a, whose product is annotated as CDC42 effector protein (Rho GTPase binding) 1a. The record is from RefSeq and is a predicted model, not a curated record. The transcript is spliced from 3 exons. Bases 858 to 2012 code for a protein of 384 amino acids. Gene Ontology annotation, biological process: regulation of cell shape; positive regulation of pseudopodium assembly; Rho protein signal transduction. NCBI's taxonomy places the organism in Eukaryota, Metazoa, Chordata, Actinopteri, Syngnathiformes, Syngnathidae. Gene Ontology annotation, molecular function: small GTPase binding. Gene Ontology annotation, cellular component: plasma membrane; cytoskeleton; cytoplasm.
CACACAUCACACGGGAGCAGGAAAGCCAACGGACAAACAUAAGUGCAAUCAACGAAAAAUCCAGCCUGCGUUGCCGCUCAACAUGGCUCAAGAGUCUGGCUGGAGUUGUGUCACAAUGCGAUUGUUCCAAGUUGAAGUCAUUGCGCACGUCUGUAAGCAGCGGUGUCUCCACACAGUGGGCGUACGCUACAUCCGACAUUUCCUGCUCCCGUAUGAACUCAGCCAUAUGUGUCAUCCGGGGAUUUUUUUUUUUUCGACUUUACUUGCCAUUGUACUCUGAGUGAGACACAACCCAAAUUGGAGCUUUUUAUUUCGUCCACAGCCUCUUUUUAUUUUUUGGGGGGGAGGAACCCUAUUUUAAACUAAAGUUUGGCAUUCCUUUGAAGCCUGACCUGCUGUGACCUUCAAGUGUCAUUGACGCAACGAGGAAGGAGUCCAUUGGAGAGACAUUCUUCCACGGUGUGACCACAGAAGCAUUUGCAGCUGGACUCGGACCUAUUUCGGAGCUGAUGUCGACAAAGCCAAAAGCGAAGGAAACCAGGGACUUGACUGCACUCCAACUGGCCCGGCUUCUGCCCGGGACACAACUGCGCAGUGUUCUCUGCAAUUUAUGUUGCUUUGAUUCUGCCAGCUCCGCAUAACGAUGACCGGCAAAGAGUGGGACAGACUUUGGCUUGCGCACGAUAAACAUAGAUAAUAUUUCACUCAAGUAUCUGGUGCCGCAGGCCUGGGCUUUUUGACUCAUUUAGAUCACAUGUUUUCAGAACUUGGGGUAACUGUAAGAGUUGAGGUGAACUGAAGUCUCACUUGCCAAAUAGUUUCAGCUUUAACGGAACAUUUUUCCGAGCUUGGUAAACAUGAAUCUCCAGGAAAAGCUCUCUGGCCUGAAAGGUCUGGUGACGCACUCGCACAGCAAACGGCGUUUUAAAGCCGACCUGACGGUGGACAUGAUCAGCCCGCCUCUGGGCGACUUUCGCCAUACCAUGCACGUGGGCCGCGGCGGCGAGGUGUUCGGGGACACCUCCUUCCUCAGCAACCACGGCGGCUCCGCCAACGGCGGCAACGGGGAAACGGACUCGGUGUCCAGCCCCGACAACAAAAUCGGGGCCUUUUUCUCCAGGACACUCCGACAAAUCAGGAGGGGCUCUGACAACAGAAUCAGAGAAGGCUCCAAGGAUGCGUCACUGCCUCCCCCGGCCGUUUCUCCCAUCAUCAAGAAUGCCGUCUCCCUUCCAAGGCUGGACGUGGACAUGUAUAAUGGGAGCCCCACCACAAAGAUGCUUUUCCCCAGUUGUCAAAGCACACCAGGGGAGAGGAAAAGUUCUUACGGUUUGGAGUCCGGCUUCGUCACACUUCCUCGUCUGUCCCGCUCCGAGCGUCAGCAGCCGUCCGUCUCCAACCAGGCCCCUUACUCGGCCAACGUGCACCGCGGCUCUCUGACCGACCCCGCCGACGCCAUCUUGACCACCCGCUCUACCGCCGUUGUGACCUCUGACCCCAAGCCAACCGCCUUCUCCAGCUCGUUCGCUUCCCUCACCUCCCUGGAUACCUUCAACUUCGACCUGGGCCCCUCCCUCAUGAGCGAGGUGUUCGGCUUACUGGACGGAGACAGUCACACCUGGGAGAGAGACGAGACGGGGUCGCCGUGGGGUCUCACCAACGAAGGAUCAGAGAUGGACUCGGCUACUAUCUCUUACGUGGACUCCCUGCUGAGGGAGGACUGCGCGGGCGGGAAGAGUCCGCAGGGGGCGGAAUGGGACGACGACGAAGGAAGUGCGAAUGAAAUGAACGAAAUCGCCGUGUCCGGGAAAUUACCUGACGCGCUGAGGGGAGGCUCGCUUGAGCGAGCGAGGUUAGCGGUGAGGAUGGAGAGCGAGCGCUUCCAGAGUGCCGCCGAUGUGCUCGCACGCCAUUACGGCGGUCACAACCGGAUGGAGACGGUGGAUUCGGAGAGGAUGAAGAAGAUAUCCUAUAGCUACGCAGACGAUGAUGAUGAUGAAAUCAAAGUCUAAGCUGUUUGAACAUGAAACUCAUUACCGGAUAUACUCUUUGAUUCCUCUGUAAUUGUAAUCCAAUAACCAAAUCGGCAGCAAUGACUCUCAGACUGCAAAUGGAGGAUAUUAUUUUUAACAUGAAUGCUGGAGAUUUUUUUUUCCACUAAUGGCGCCAUGAUUUUUGCUGCAAAUGCAACAACAUUAAGGACUGACAUAUUUUCAAUGUACACAAAGUUCAGGAUAUUGGGCUAAACCUAAAAUGGCUUCCCUGAAACUCACAGAUUCACUGCUCAUGGGCUCAGGCUGACAAAAUAAAAGCAUUACUCUGGCGCCAUCUUCUGAUGGCUUAGUGUCAAGGAA